UUCUCCUCUUCCUUAAUUGAGCUUUCAUUUACUCUCCAAUGCAAGCAAAGGACGUCCGGGAGUUACGAAAGGACGUUGCCAAAGAGCGCGAAGAAAAUGCACCAGAAACGCUAAAUUGCAGCCUAAUUAAUUGGUCACUAAGUAAGUAUUGAUGACCUCUCCCAUUAUAAAUUGAGAUCUUUGAAUCGCGUAAUGUGCUUACUGGCUCACCUAUAGGGUGUGGACAAUGGCUUCAUCAUUCUUCUACCAUCUGUUGGCCUUCAUCCCUUUCCUUCUCCUCGUUUCUUUCUCAACUUCUCAGGCUUCUAGUCUGAACUUGAGCUGCGCUUCUGAACCACCAGCGACCGAGAUGCUUGUGUUUCCUAGCGAUGUGCCUCUGCUGGAAUUCCCUCUUAAUCUGGAGCACCUAGAGGCAGACUUUUUCCUCUAUGGCGCCCUUGGGAGGGGACUGGAUGAGCUUGCACCAGAGCUGGUCAUGGGGGGUCCUCCACCCGUAGGAGCACGGAAGGCGAACCUUGACCCUCUCACCAGAGACAUCAUUCUACAAUUUGGGUAUCAGGAGAUUGGUCACCUCAGGGCCAUUAAAGAGACGAUUCGUUGGUUUCCUAGGCCUCUGCUGGAUCUGAGCCCCAGCAAUUUUGCUCGCGUAAUGGACGAUGCGUUUGGCUUCCAACUUAGUCCUCCAUUUGAUCCUUAUGCCAACAGCAUCAAUUUUCUCCUGGCUACUUACGUCAUACCUUACGUUGGGCUCACCGGUUACGUGGGUACAAACCCCAAUCUCAAGGGCCACUAUUCCAAAAGGUUAGUGGCAGGACUGCUAGGCGUGGAGUCUGGGCAGGACGCCGUGGACAGAGGCUUGUUAUACGAGAGGAAGCAGCAGCAGGUUGAGCCCUACAACAUGACGGUGGAAGACUUCACCGAUCGGAUCUCCAUCCUCAGAGACCGUCUCGGCGGCUGCGGCGUCAAGGAUGAGGGGCUGACUGUUCCUCGCGAGCUUGGAGCAGAGGGCAGAAUUCGCGGCAAUAUCCUGUCCGGUGACAUGCACUCUCUGUCCUACGCCCGCACUCCGGCGGAAAUCCUGAGGAUCGUGUAUGGAACGGGCAGCGAGCGUGUGCCUGGCGGCUUUUUCCCCAAAGGAGGCAAUGGCAAGAUAGCACGAUCCUAUCUACAGCACCAUUAGGGGGCCGGGAGAGAACAAUUUCUUGCCGUGCUGCGGCAGUGUUUCGCUAUAAAUAAGAGUUGAUUGCUGUUUUGUGUGUGUGUGUGUGCGUGAGAGGGCAAGAGAGAGAGUCUUUCGAAACUUGUUUGCUGACUUAGAGAAAGCAGUCAGAGAGGGAAAUGCGUGGGAUUAUGUUUCUUUUGCAGAAAACGUAUCAGGACAGGACAUCUAAUCUAAUUGUUCUCUGCUUCUGUGAAGGUCUUUUGUAUAUCGAGCCAACCCGCAAGCUUGCAAAAAAAUACCAGUUUUUCCUUUUC
Molecule: messenger RNA, 1476 nt
Organism: Nymphaea colorata (pocket water lily)
Lineage: Eukaryota; Viridiplantae; Streptophyta; Magnoliopsida; Nymphaeales; Nymphaeaceae
Product: desiccation-related protein PCC13-62-like
Exons: 3
Coding region: 227-1180 (317 amino acids)
Source: RefSeq, a predicted model, not a curated record